AUAGCCGCUGACACAUAAAUACACCCGCCUAAAUCUCUCUCCCCCUCCGAUCCGCCAAACCAAUCUCCCAACCCAAUGGAUCCCCACGACAAGCAAGUGGUACUAAUCACCGGCUGCACCACCGGCGGUAUCGGCCACGCUCUGGCGCGCGCCUUCGCGACCGAGAACUGCCUGGUGGUGCCCACGGCUCGGUCCCUGCCAUCGAUGGCGGACCUCGACGGCAGCGACCCAAGGUUCUUCCCUCAGGAGCUCGACGUGCUGUCCGACGAGAGCGUCCGGCGCGUUCUCUCUCGGGUGUUGGAGGAGUUCGGCCGAAUUGACGUACUCGUUAACAACGCUGGGGUUCAGUGCAUUGGACCACUGGCUGAGGUCCCUAUGUCCUCGAUUGAACAUACUUUCAACACCAAUGUUUAUGGUACCAUGAGAUUGAUACAAGCUGUGGUCCCUCACAUGGCCUCUAGGAAGAAGGGAAAGAUUGUGAAUGUGGGAAGUGUUACUGUUUUGGCCCCUGGACCAUGGGCAGGUGCUUAUACUGCAUCAAAGGCUGCUCUCCAUGCACUGACUGAUACAUUAAGAUUGGAACUUAGGCCGUUUGGAAUCGAUGUUAUCAAUGUUGUCCCCGGAGCAGUUAAGUCAAACAUAGGAAACUCGGCUAUAAACAGCUACAGUCGUAUGCCCGAAUGGAAGUUAUACAAACAAUUUGAAGAAGCAAUCAGAUCACGAGCCUACUUUUCACAGGGCCCAAAAGCAACUCCGUCGGAAGAGUUUGCAAAGAAGACUGUGGCGGCACUGCUGAAAAAGAACCCACCAUCUUGGUUCUCUUAUGGCCAAUACUCCACCAUACUGGCAAUCGUGUACCAUCUUCCAUUGUUUGUCAAAGAUUUUAUUCUCAGGAAAGCAAUGAAAUGUUAAACACUUUGGGAAAAGUUUUCGUUGAACAGAGAGGAUAAUCUGAGAUUGGAUAUCAAUCAUAUCAUACAAUAAUACUCUUCCAAGGUGUUAAUAUUUCGGCUUUGGCCUUGGAAGUUGGUUGUUUCAGAAUUUCUCUCUACUUGUUAACUGUAAGCACAUUUGAUGCAUGAUGAAUCAGACAGCCGUGUUGUUGUGUACUAA
This is a messenger RNA of Rhododendron vialii, 1113 nucleotides long. RefSeq names its product short-chain dehydrogenase RED1. Bases 76 to 912 code for a protein of 278 amino acids. The transcript has 3 exons. Lineage: Eukaryota; Viridiplantae; Streptophyta; Magnoliopsida; Ericales; Ericaceae. The record is from RefSeq and is a predicted model, not a curated record. Gene Ontology annotation, molecular function: oxidoreductase activity. Gene Ontology annotation, cellular component: endoplasmic reticulum.